UUUUAUUUUGUCGUUACAAAAAUCAUUGAGUAUACAUAUCACAAUAGUGGUAUCCAUCCAAUCGUCGAACACUUUCGAAAAAAAGAUGGACAUCCUCGAGAAAGCAAGGUGCAAGGAUUAUCACAGGUCUACCAACCUAUUUUCCUUAUUACAGAAGACUGAUUAUUAAACUGAUAACUAUAUUGGAGAUCGUUUCGAGGGCGGUAACUCAAACUUAGUUGUACUUCUAAUUACACGUAUGUCUUUGUAAGGUUAUCGCGUCAAUUCUGUUCCUAAUCUGGAUACAAAAAUGUCAUCACCCACCUCCCUGAAGCCUUGGUCUAAUUAGUUCUUGAAUGUUUUUCAUUCUUUAGGCUGUGGGAUUUCGUAUGAAAAAUUUCCAAUAUCAGUUAUAGACAAAUUACAUAGUACUUCGACACGCCUCUUGAUAUAAAGUGAUUUUAAACUGUAUAAACAUGCCUGGGAAUGACUUGUCUGAUAUGUUCAACAGCAUCCCUCCUGUCACCCGUUAUUGGUUCUCGGGGACAAUAUUAUUUUCACUUCUCGGUAAAUUUAAUAUUAUUGAUCCCAUGCGUAUGAUUUUGUUGUGGAACAGAAUGUAUUCCCACUUCGAGGUUUGCUGCUUAUUAGUUUACCAUUUUAUAGAUAUGGAGGCCAAUCACAGCUUUGUUGUUCUAUCCAGUAUCCCCAUCAACUGGAUUUCACUUCCUAAUCAAUCUGUACUUCUUGUAUUCAUACUCCUCUCGAUUAGAGAAUGGUAUGUUCCUCGGACGCACUGCAGAUUAUGUAUUUAUGUUUUUGUUCACUUGGCUAGCACUGGUGGUAUCCUUUAUCUGUAGUACUAUUUUGCUAUUCUAACGAAAUUUGUAACACACUGUUAUACAAUUACUUUUUGUGUUUUAAUUCGACGUAAGACAGAUUCUUCCUCUGAAAUCUGUACCGUUUUUUUUGUUUAAAAGUAAUCUGUCUCAUACUUCGUCGUACUGGUUAGCUGAUAGGUUUAGUUGGGAUUGCAAGACAUGUGAGAACAAGUGCUUUUUACCUGAAUUAUAAGUAGCAAAUCUUAAUGAAACAUGCGUCUCCAUCGUUAGUUGCUGAACUGUGACAGUUGAAUUAAAUGUUGUUGAAUUCUCGCAGUUUAUUCGGAUUGACCCCAGUCAACGGAUAUGAGGUUCAAUUUAUGGGGUUUCUAAUAAAAGUUAGUUCAAUUAUUAUAAAUUACCCAAUGAUCGUGAGAAUAUUUGUUCAUGUUCACAAGAUUUUCUUAACUGAUCAACAGAUUGUCAGUUUCUUGGCUUCAUUUUACGUGCUUCUGGAGCCAAUGGUACUGACAGUGCUCUAUAUAUGGAGUCAAUUAAAUCGUGAUGUUAUUGUCCAAUUUUGGUUUGGUAUGCAGUUCAAAGCAAUGUACUUUCCGUGGGUCUUGGUAAUAUUUAACUUAAUAGUGCGUGGGAGUGCGAUGAUGGAACUGGUUGGAAUAAUCGUUGGACAUCUUUACUACUUUUUCGUUUUCCAGUAUCCCCAAGAGUAUGGUGGUCAAGCUAUAUUAAAGACUCCUGGAUUUCUGUAAGUAAUUUCUCCAUGUAGAUACUGUAUGUAAUGUUCAACUUAAUUCAUAUUGUAGUCACUAUAUGAUUAGUAAUGGUAAAAUUAACUUGGUUUGAAAAGCCCUGGAGAAUCAUUAACCAGUAAGACUUAGCUCAUAAUCCUGUAUACUUGAAAGGAUGAAUCAGAAGUUAAAGCGCCAGACUGCUAUAUUCGAGAACUCCACUGAACAAUAUAAGUCACCCUUAUAUCCUCAAGUGUGCGUCAAAAGUGGAAACACAAAGUGAUAUUUUAGGACCCCAUUCCAUCAAAAAUAUAUUUCACUAAAUUGAAAAAGCAGACUACAGUUUUUUUGUGCUAACACUUAGCGCUCCCUAUGUACUAGUGCAGAAUAAUCCAACUGCGUUCUGAAGCCUAAAAUUAAUCAAAUUCGACUUUUCAUACAAAUGCUAACUAACCACUUACUCUUUCUAAGUUCGGAUCUUCAGCUACACUAUGUUUUAUUUGAGGAAACUACUGUACAGAAACGUUUUGUAACUUAAGUGUUAUUAAUAUGUGUGAAAACCUUUGUUUAUAUCAACCCUGUAGUUUUAACUAUGAGAAAACGCAGACACUAUUUUUCGCUAUUCGACUUGCAAAAGCUUAUGAGAUUGAAAGUCAAGCUCAUAAAAGUACUUCCAGUCUAUAUGGUAUAAAGUAACUGCAUGUCUGUAGUGUAAGAGAAUUCAGAGAUGGAAAAGCAAUUUAUUAUUUUAUACAUAUUUACAUAGUGCCUUCGUGAAGUACCAAAAUCAUACAAUGAAUACAUCAUAUGUUUAUCUUCCUUCAGUUGUCUUUUACAGACUUAAUCAUUCUUCCGGUCCUGUUGUCAUUCCAAUUGCUCUUCGUUUACCUCCCUCUCAUGUUUACUUAAUUCUUCUGCUGGUAAACAUUCUACUUCAAAUUCUUGCAUCGUACUACUUAUUUCUGUCUGCAUAAGUAGUGCACACCAUGGUUCGACUAACCAGGAUAGAAAAACUCAAAAGGAUAUUAAUCUAUAAACUUGAUAUAGCAGAUGGUCUAUAAUAAUGGUCUCUCACGUACAAUAAGAUGAUACGUUAAUACGAUAAUAAGACUAGCUACGUUAUAUUAGAUCCAGGAUUCUUGACCCAGAAUAAAGAACCGGAGUAUAGACUAGAUAAUACUUUAUUUAACACAAUUUCAAGCAGUCACUCUCAAUAAGUCCGGAGUGGAAAUCACAUAUUUAAUUGUCAGUAAGCUGUAUCUAUUUGUACUCAGUGACCAACCAUAUCUCACUUUCACUACAUCAAAAGCACAUAAAAUCUAGUUCAACACGUCACCAAAAAAUGACAUGCGCAACUUAAGGUAUAAAUAAUAUUGUGAGAAAAAGGGAGUAAAUAUGAAGCAAAGGAGAGAAAACAAACAUAAAAUAAUUAACAAGGGCAUUACAUAAUAAGAAAUACAGUUCAGCUAAAAAUUUAGUUGAUUAGCGCUGUCACUGCUAUGACACUUAGUGCAACAACCCCACACAUGCUGAAUGAAGGUGCCUCAGGGUUUUUCGGACAAGCACACUUAAAAUAAUCCCUUCGAAUCUACAGAUGUAAAGCGGUCUUUUAGUGCUUCUGUAAUGAUGAAUACAGAUUCAAAGGUAUAAGAGACGUCAAUACCGAGGCUUUGCAAAGCAUAGUCAAACCUUUCCGUUGUCCUAUCUACGAACUCUGAAGAAGGCCAGUUUGAUUGGGAAACGAAGGUUUAGAAAAGUUGCAUUAAAAGUCUAUUUACUAAAAGCAUCCAUAAAUUCGACCGAUCAGCAGCUUCAAACCGUUGGAACAGGACAGAACUUUCACCGUAGAAUGCUGCUAGGUUAAUUGAAACAAAAAAGGAUACACAAAAUGUUGAUAAUGAGGAACGGAUAAGUGACCGAUGUAAAGUACAAAUAAUGUAUAGAUGAACGGAUAAACAGACCAAAAAAUAUUUUACAACAGUAAUCAUCUUUUUAUUCGUGUUUGGGUUGAGAUAUGACAGGGCCGCUUAAACAGAAACAGAUUGUUUUUCCUAAGAAACAACUUCCCUAGCCUUCGAUCAAAAGGCCUAAUACACGGAGCUGUGAAAAAACGUUAGGAGACGCGGUCCUAUUGCAGCGAGUGACUAAAAUAUGUUUAUACGUCAUUCCCUUAUGGAUCAAGGAGUCUAUGUCGACAAAUGCCAUGGUACGGCCAAGGGUGGUGGGAGCCAACUGUCUCUUUCAAAAUACAUGGCCAUGUGUAUACACCCACUGUCAGGGAAGUCCUACUCACUGCCUGCUCGCGUCUGGAAUGCUGUUUAAGAAAUUGAAAGAACGAGAAGCGAAUGACCGGCGCCUCAAUUGGGUUAGUGUACACAGGGUCUACCUAGGGGAGUUGGAAAACCCUGAUUUCAAACCAGUGGUGCACGUGAGCUCCAGGAUCCUGAGGGAUCAAAUGGCAUGUGAACCUAUUGUUGGUCAUCGGCUACCAUGGGUUUGCAUCUCCUAACGUUGCUCGACUGCCUUACGAAUUAGACCUCUAGAUCGAAGGCUCGGGGUGUGGCCGCCUAAGAAAACCACCAUCUUUAGCUCCCGAGCAGUAACCCAGACCUUAUUCAAAUUGAAUUUGUGUGGCGCAUAUAUGUUUGGUACCACCUUGUACUAAUAUUUAUGUAUUAAUAAAAAGAAAUGUCGAUCAUUGGUUUGGAAUCAGGGUUUUCCACUUCCUCCAGGUGGAAUCCUCAAUAUCCACCAAUCUGGGCUAAGCGCUGGAUAUUCGUUUCCAGUCCUUUUACUCAUAAAGAACGUUCGCCACGAGAAGGCAGUGAGUACGGUAACAGAUAAUUUUGGAAUGUGUCAUUGGUCUGUGGUAUUUAUUCUCAUCAUAAUUCAUUAGUGAAAGAUGAUCUAAUUUGUACCAGAAAUCUGAAGAUUUCGCACCGGUUGUGACUUUCGGCUGUUUUGGAAAUAACCAUUAACUUAAAAAUAUAGCUAACAGUGAAAUAAGAUUGAUUUUCUGGACAUGUACAAACAUAGUGUCAAGCCUAUCUGAACUGCGUAAUACUCGUCAAAAUUCUAAAAAUAGUCAGCAAGAUGCCUAAAUUAGCAACAGAAUAAUUGCACAGGCGACAAAUAGGGAAACACACGCGCUGUUUUUCCAAGCAAGUCAUGUUUUGUAAUCCAUACAUAUGAUGAGUAACUACGACCCGAAAUCUGAAUAUCUCAACUGUGUGCCUAACUAUAGUUGUUGAAAAUCUCUUUACUGUGAUAUUAAAACUCAAUUUAUUUAGACUUGCUGAAUCAUUUACUUACUAGUACUUAGCCAUCUGAAUAAUUGAAAAUAUUGUGCUCGAUUUCGAUAUACUAUAGAUUGACUGGUUCUGGUUGAUCUAAUUUGAAUUAAAAGUAUUUUUUGACCUGUGCGCAAAAUUGUUACUGUUUUAAGCGAUACAACUAAAUAAACAGAAAAACCUUCUGAAAUGCCAGAUAUCGUACUGUUAUUAAACAUUGAAAAAGUAUGGCUAAUUCCACCCAACAUUACCGAAAUUCAAUUAUUCAUCACGUCCUAGAGGAAUGGAUAAUAGUCAACAUUGUAUGAAUAUCCAUACAUACUUACUGUCUAUCGAAGAUUAACAGUCCUCCAAUUAUUAGUUUGCUGGAUUCAGAUCAUUUCUCACACUUAUCAGAAUAGUUUCACUUCCAUUAAAUAUAAGGUAAUUUUACUUUCGAGUAAUUAUUUUGUUAGUUGUUCCUAUCUCUUGUUUGGACAGUUGUAUUAAGUACUCCAAGAUUAAAAUCAGUGUAUUUUGUUUCACAGAUAUAGACUAUUUCCAAACCAAAGAGGCAUUACAACUGGUUUUGGAGAAGCCCCACGCGCAAGACAACCAACUACAACUACGGGAAGAUUUCCUGGACACGGCCGGGUUUUAGGAAACGAUGAAUAAUACUCAUUUUUCUAAUUGACCAAUCUGUAUAUCAGAGUAAAUCGAAUAAAAAACGUAUUACUCUCCAAUCUAUUGCUGAUACUGGUUCAGAAAAAUUAACAGUCCAAUACGUUGCAAAUAUCCUAUUUAUACAGGUUCAGAAAUUAAAACUGCCUAUUAGACUUGCAAAAGGUAUAACAUAUAUAAACUUCCAAAGAACGCAGACGAGACUCUGAGUUCGCUAAUUUUACUUUUUGGUGUAAGAUUAGUGGCUACCUUCUUGACCGUCCCGAAACAUUUGAACGCCAUAUCAACUUUACACCGGUUAUAGUCGAAAAAUUAUAUCGAAGCACUUAUUUUGAAAGCUGGGUGCUCCAAUGAAGGGUACGGAUUUUUAACCUUACCAACCGAAUCGAAUAAUGUAGAUUCAUUUUCCCAUUGUGUAGUCGCUUGUUCGGAAAGACUAUGGUUUCACCUUUUCAAAUUUCGCAAACAGUUGACCUUACAUAUUUUUCCUGACCAAAUUAACCUCGUGAGCUACAAUCAGUGCCUUCAGAUUGCUUUUGUUCUCCAAGUUUACUUAGAAAAUGACCAUGUUAAGAACCCCCUGGUAAGAUAUUAUGAACACUUAGUAGCUCAGACUUCUAG
This is a messenger RNA of Schistosoma mattheei, 6120 nucleotides long. The record is from the annotation of a GenBank genome assembly. NCBI's taxonomy places the organism in Eukaryota, Metazoa, Platyhelminthes, Trematoda, Strigeidida, Schistosomatidae.